CGCGACCACUCAUGCGCCGCGCGACUGUCAGCUCACACGUCCACCCACAGUCACCCUCGGGAACCACCACAAGGAACACAUAUUAUGUGCCAGUGAACUUAGUGAAGUGACUGCAUCCUGUGAUGUGCUAUUGAAGAGUGAUUUCCCAAGUGUUACAGCCGCAGCCUCUACCGCUUGACAAAAUAUGGUGAGAGGGGCGGCGUUAGCGUUGGUGCUAGCGCUGGCAUGGGCGUGCGAUGCGCGCGCCAGCGUGCUCGUGCCCGCCUACGCGCUGCCGCCUGACUCGUUCGUGCGCGAUCAGCGCAGUCUCGGGCCUCCCCCAGACACAGACACCGCGGAGUCCCAGCGCACCAUUAAGCGACUCAUCGGCGGUCACAUGAAAAACAAGGAAUACAGCUCCGUGAAGAACUCCAUUUCGUUUGAUGAUAAAAGCGAAAGCGGCAAGUUCAACGGCGUGAUCGCGGCGGACCAGUCGGGCGGCACCGUGGGAUGGAACCAGGGCAUAUGGGACGACGGCAUGCUCAUGUCCAGCGCCGGCGAGGGCAAGGAAAACGGAAAAGUGAAAGAGGAUGAGGAGGACAAAAAAACUUUGUCCGACCAAGUGGCAGAAGGGAAAUAUGGCCUCAUUCAAAAUGAAAUAUUCGCAAAGACACCUAAGCGUCCGGGAAUCAUAAGUUAUGAGCCGAACUCGGAAACGAGAACGAAAGAUAACCUUCAGAGUUUAGGUGGCUUGAAGAAAGACGAAAUAUGGCUAGCAGAAGAUCACUUGCUAGUUCUCAAAGGCGGCUCAUUCCCUGAACGUACCAAAGAGAAUGAACGCAGGCCAUGGCCACCGAUUGAUGACUACGAGGCGCCCAGAAGGCAAGUAAAGCUUCCUAAGAAACCCAAAGUGCCUCCGCCCUUUCCGGUACAACUCUCCGACAACGGACCGCUCGUCUUCCUUACGCCAAACGGUAGUGUCCCUGCGGCCCUAUUUCCACCCUUCCCAGCAGGAGAGGGCGAAGGCCCUCUUCCUCCUCCGCCAUUCCCAUUCCCACCGGGAGCGCCCUACGCCCCGGGUGAUUAUCCGGGAAACACUACUGCCGGGGGAGCGCCGUUGCCAAGUCCUCCGUUCCCAUUCCUACCCGGGAAUGCGAGCGAAGGAGCAUUCCCCUUCCUCCCACCCAUGAACGGAACUUUUCCAGAAGGCUUUCCUCCGGGCGCAGCGUUUCUACCACCACCGAGCAACCAGUCCGACCUGUACGACGAAGACGACCCUUCGAUUUACUAUCCGCCGCCUUACAAUUUUUCUUACCGCGCUGACUACAACAAUAGUGUGCCGGCUGGACCUUUAGUGCCUGGAAUAAUAUUGCCACCUCCACCGGACUUCUUCGCCCCUAUGGAGGAGAAAACAACUACAGAAACAUUACGAACAAAUAGACCAUCAACAUCUUACACGAGGCCCACAACGGCGAAACCAACACUUGGACCUGCCGUGUACAGAAACAAAUACAAGAGUAGACCUACGACAACAACGACGUCUACCACCGAAACGGUUAGGACUACUGAAGUACCAAGCACUAUUUCAACUCCACCGACGGUUGAAAUUAUAACGACGCCAAAGGCAAACUAUAGAAAACCACUUCGCAUACCAUCCAGGAAUCCUGUUCGAAUCCAAAAUCUGCCCGACGAAGUUACAACAAGGCCGAAAACAGAGAAACCCGUGUACAAAAUCAGAACCAAAGUCACUUCAAAACCUCUCUCAGUUUCUGUUCUUUACGAUUAUCCAGAUCAGAUUUAUGACACAAAGAUUCCUUCAACGACAGAGAAACCCUAUGUGCAAUAUGUGACAGAUAAAACGCCGAAUGUGAUCAUCAACGACAUCGUUACAUCAACCCCAGUGCCAUUAAGAGCAUAUUACUCCAGUAUCCAAAGUGACGUGCCUACUACGAAGUUACAACCUGUAUACAAUCCUAAACCUAACGACGCUUUAGCUUCUUUCUACUUCUUCGACGAGCAACCAAAGACAUCGCCGACUCCGGAGACAUACUUCGACGGUAGAAAAUAUUACAAGGCUGUGCCAGUAAGUCAAGCACCAAUAAAUCAAGCGCCAUAUGUGCAACCCAACGUAAAUCCUCAGUCUGGCUUCACUCCGUCAGUUGACGUCGCGUACGGUGCUAUCGAUCAAGCUGAUGCGCUUUUCAUAUGGCCACAGAAACAAGGACCCCGAACAGUCACACAGGAAUACUUCAGCAUACAAAAGCCGAGACCCCAACAAGUAUACGUCCAACAAUCGAAGCAAAGACCAGACGCUUUCUUCCAACAAAUAGCUGACAUCCAACAAACAAUAGAUUUAUUCACCACAAAGAGACCAAAGGCACAUUCGCAUCGUCCUCAUUCACACCACAAGCCCAAAGCUAUCACCUCCAGACCUGUAUAUCAGUACUAUCAAGCUCAAGCCAAACCAAGACCAGAGCAAUUGACAUUCCGUGCGCCCAAAUUAGAUCCUGAACCAUUCAGGCCCAUGGUAAGCUACAGCAAGCCCUUCAAUGUAGAAAACGAAUUCAAUGCAAUCACUCCGUCAGUUUCACCAGGCUAUCACCAACAGUAUCUGAUUGAGAGCAUAGUGACCACCGAAUCUCCAACAUCAUCUAGAUAUUAUCCAAAAUCAAAAACGCGAGACGAAGACUAUGAUGAUGGUCAUAUUGAGAAAAUACCCAAAGGAACCAGAAAUCACAUACCCAUACAGAAUGAUAAACCAUCUGUGAUUCAGUACAUCAACAAGCAACCGAGUACGACUUCGAACCCAAUCGAGAAUGGAUAUUACACCAAACAAGAUGAGAGAUACCUGGACGAUAUUACAAGAAACUCCUUCGACAUUUUCGGGAAGAAAAUAGAGGAUAACACCCACGACGUUAAUGGUUUGGCCGUGACGCCACCAUUAGAGACUGUCAAAACGCCAAUCGACAACAACAUCAACAUACAAUACGCGUACGAGAUAGUCGAAUCCCAGACCAACCCACCAUCUCUAGACAGAGAUACUCUGGUCAACGACCGAUUACCGCGACCGCCUGUAAACCCCGACAGCGAACAAAUUCAAGGGCAUCGAAACGCGGAACUAAUACAUCAGAAACCGCCUUCAUUAUUAGACGACACGCUUGUUAACGAGCGGUUACCGCGGCCGACGAUAAACCCUGACAGUGAGUUUAUUCCCAUCCCUAAUCCAGGAUACAGAUCAGAGCAAUAUAGACACCAAAGUCAGGUGCAGAGGCCCCAGUUCGCUGGAGAGCAGUACGAUUUGAACAGACCUAGUUUAGGGGGUGACACAGCGGUCAAUUAUAGGCGACCGCUGCCUCCCAUUAAUCCUGAUGCCGAGUGGAUAGGUCCAGCGAAUCCUGUGAACGCGGCCGGGGAAGGGAGACCAGGGUCUUUCGUAUCGUACCGGCUGCCAGGGGAAGGUGCCCAUGUAUACUUCCUGACGCCACAGGCGGCGCGGGCAGCUCGAGAGAGGUUCCGAGCGCCGGGCUACGGACGGUGAAACCAAAGCUCUAGUCUGAGAACGUCGCGACGACGUGCAGUGUAAAUAUAAAGCGCAAAUGUGAUGUUUAAGUGUCCUAAGUAGUUUAAGGAACGAAAGACUAGCGGGCGGUCGCCCUAAUUGCCAUAAUAUUUAAACGCGAGUUUUUUUUUCUAGUUUAUAUACUCCAGAGCGAUGUUUAUGAACAAUAUGGACGCUUUUCUAUGAUUUCGUCGACUAUUUAUUAAUUUAUUUUAAGAGACUGUGGUGCGUGAUGCAUAAUUAAUUUAUUUAUGUCAGUAUUCUCAAUGAUGAACUAUGAGGGAUGGAGGGAUGAUGUGAUAUGUGUGGCGAAUAUUGUGAGCUAUCAUAUAAUUUUGUAAUAACAAUUGUUAUUUUAAUUGUUAUAAUGUUUUUUAAUAAUGACAAAUCAUUGUGAUUUUGUAUUGAAAUAAACGAAAAUUUUCUAUUUA
Messenger RNA from Amyelois transitella, 3969 nucleotides. Its product is annotated as adhesive plaque matrix protein. The transcript is spliced from 2 exons. The record is from RefSeq and is a predicted model, not a curated record. The coding region runs from base 185 to 3517 and encodes 1110 amino acids. Lineage: Eukaryota; Metazoa; Arthropoda; Insecta; Lepidoptera; Pyralidae.